GCGCGGCUGCCGUACCGGUCUGGCGGCCGCAGCCAAUGGCAGCGCUGCAUCGUAUGACGUCAACGUCCUCCUCCGUCUCGCCAGCGCAGACUACAUCGACGCCAUUGCUUUGGACGACUGUGUUUUCGAUCGAGGAAGUUUUCGCCAUGAACCAAGCCGCAGUGCAAAAUGAACUGUUGAUUUCGCUCGUUCACGGGCAGCCUGUGCUGUGGGAUCAGAGGCUGGCGGCCUACAAGAACCUUGAUGCGCGCACGGCUGCGUGGGUUGCCGUCGCGAUAGGCCUAGGCCUAGCUGGGACGCAAGGUGACGUCAACGCAAUAAGCAAACGGUGGCGCAAUCUUCGCGACACAUUUUGUAAAAAAUUGCGCGAAGCGAAGAAGAAAAGCGGCGCUCCUGCUGGUGAGCCAGACCACCAGCAACAUGGACGCACUAGACGACGACUCUGUGAGCGAAAUACUUGGUGGAGGCAGCACGUUUGAAUCACCAAGAGAAAUGUUAUUAGACAUGGUUGAAGACACGGACACACUUUCAUCGAACUUGACUCCUGCAUCUCGGACUUCUUCCGCCUUUUCAUUUAAUUCACCAUCUUCUGCAGAGGCAUCGAAAUCCGUGACCCCUGCCUCUCAGACUAGCUCUCCCGUUUCAUUCCAUUCACUACCUUCUACAGACGCCAUUUCCUCCGCAUUUACACAGAACAAAAGCGCUUUUGCAAAUGUAACCCGUAACUCGAAAAGAAAAAAAAAACGCAGACACAAUCCUCAAUGACAUCGACAAACAGCUAGAAACAUCAGUUACAGACAACCAACAUUUUCUUCUCUCACUGUCUAGCCAAAUGGAAAAAAUUCCACCCCAUUUACUGGGGCUGUGCAAGAUGCACAUCAUGGAUAUAGUCAACCAUUAUGAGGCUGGGGUGGUGCCAACCCAAUUACUUCCACUGCAGCCACCACAGCCACUGUAAAUCGACUGAAAAACUACAAGCCUAAUAAUAAUAUCUGGAGUUUAACGUCCCAAAACCACGCUAUGAUUAUGAGAGACGCCGUAGUGGAGGGCUCCGCAAAUUUCGACCACCUGGGGUUCUUUAACGUGCACCUAAAUCUACGUACACGGGCCUCAAACAUUUUCGCCUCCAUCGAAAAUGCAGCCGCCGCGGCCGGGAUUCGAUCCCGUGACCUUCGGUUCAGCAGUCGAGCGCCAUAACCACUAGACCACCAUGGCGGGGCAAAAACUACAAGCCUCUUUGUAAAACAAGGAAAAUGUAAAUUAUUUGUAAAUAUAUCUUUUUUGCAUCAUUGUUAAAUUCCCACAUGCAAGAUAUUCUUAUCACUCCGCGAGGCAUCGCAGCAACGAUUCCACACUGUCUACACUUAUUAAACCUGCCCAUCGAACAUUCGCUCGUCUUGACCAUGAAUUCAAAUUAGAACAUUUAUUUGCCCGAACAAACCUGUUUUUUUAUUCACCAUUACUUCUUGCUGUUAAUCAUUGGAAUCAACUUCCUAACGACAUUGUCUGUAUAAGAAACCACGAAGAAUUCACUCACAAAUUAAAGCUUCA
Molecule: messenger RNA, 1551 nt
Organism: Rhipicephalus sanguineus (brown dog tick)
Lineage: Eukaryota; Metazoa; Arthropoda; Arachnida; Ixodida; Ixodidae
Exons: 3
Coding region: 36-479 (147 amino acids)
Biological process (GO): regulation of transcription by RNA polymerase II
Cellular component (GO): transcription regulator complex; nucleus
Source: RefSeq, a predicted model, not a curated record